This is a messenger RNA of Capra hircus (goat), 1958 nucleotides long. RefSeq names its product zinc finger CW-type and PWWP domain containing 2 (gene ZCWPW2). The record is from RefSeq and is a predicted model, not a curated record. Gene Ontology annotation, molecular function: zinc ion binding. Gene Ontology annotation, cellular component: nucleus. The transcript has 10 exons. The coding region runs from base 1 to 1524 and encodes 507 amino acids. Lineage: Eukaryota; Metazoa; Chordata; Mammalia; Artiodactyla; Bovidae.
AUGCAGCUGCUCCGGGAACGCCGCGGAGGGACUCCCAUUUCUCCUGCCUCGGCGGUGCCGGGGCCGGCGCGGCCGGCUAGUGGGCUGCGGCCCGGAGGCUCUGGAAGGUGGGCCGAGCCGAAGCCGAAGAAGACCGGUUACCCGGCCUCGUCAGCGCCCGCCCGGGCGGCGCGCCGCGCAGGGGAAACGCCGCAAAAGGGCCGGCGGGAGGGCGGGCGCCGCGCGCCGGAAACGCGGCCUCCGGGUUGUCCGCAGCUCGGAGCCAGGGCCAAGCGGGCAAACCGGAAGUCAGCCGGUGCCGGGGCGGGGUCGGAGGGGGCGGUGUACUACGUGUCCCGUGAGCGCCCGCGGCGAGGUGGGCGGGGCCGCCGCGGCCGCGCGUCCCGUGAACCUCUGCGGCGGGGUGGGCGAGGCGACGCGGGAAGCGGAGGCGCUGUCGGGUUAAAUGCAGUUACGGAAAAAGGAAAAUUUGAUAGUAAGAUAAUAGAAUGUUGUAAUAUGGCAGUGGAUUCCUCAGUGGAGAACAACAUGUAUAUAAACAAAGUGUGGGUUCAAUGUGAGAAUGAAAGUUGUUUGAAAUGGAGACUGUUAUCAAAUGAGGAUAAAGCCAAAGUCAAUCACAAUGAACCAUGGUACUGCUUCAUGAACACUGACUCAAAGUACAAUAAGUGCUCUGUUUCUGAAGAAGACUUUCCUGAAGAAUCUCAGCUUCAUCAAAGUGGGUAUAAGAUCGUCUACUCACAGCUGCCUCUUGGAAGCUUGGUUUUGGUAAAAUUACAGAAUUGGCCAAGUUGGCCAGGGAUACUUUGCCCUGACCCUUUUAAAGGGAAGUAUGUGACCUGUGACCUGGAUGGAGAUGUUGAACAAUAUCACGUAGAAUUCCUGGGCGAUCCACAUUCGAGAUCAUGGAUAGAUGUGGCGUUUGUUGGACAUUAUAGUAUCACAUUAAAGCCAGAAAAAUGUAAGAAAAAUAAGUGGUAUAAGAGUGCCCUACAAGAAGCAUACCUCCUCUUUGGAUGUUCUCAUGAGCAAAGGCUGGAAAGAUGCUACCUAUCAAAACAGGACAAAUCCAAAGCAGCUGGCAAAGUUACUGUGGUGGCCAAGAAAAGGGUGCGAAUUUCCAAAAAUAAUGCUGAAAAGAAAAAUCCAAAAUUUAGAAAAAGGAAAAGGAAAGCUGUUUUAAAAUCUUCUUUUGAAAAUGUUUGUUCAGAUGAUGCUUUAUCAAAGGAAAACAUGGUUGUCUCUGAGACAGAAUUUUUACUGAAAGAGCUGGAGCAAAUGCUUGAGCAAGCCCUGGAGCACACAACCACUCACAAGGAGUCUGAAGAGGAGUGUGGGGAGGAAGUGAAUACAAGAGAAAAGUUACCUAAAUGUGGCCCUGAAGUUCCUGCAGGCAGCUCUCUUGAAAACCACUGUGAAGAGGAAUGUCUUAUAAUUGAUGGGCGAAGGUUAAAAGCUGGAGAAUGUAUUGAAAAUAUAACUAAGAAGUUUAAAGAAAUAGAUGCUUUAAUGUCUGAAUUUUAGGGCAUUAUAGAUGUUUCCAAAAGUUAAUUAUAAAAAUCAUUUACAUCUUUACAUUCUCCCAAAGUUUAAACUUAAAAAUGUUUUGUGAAACAUUUUACCAAAGUUGUUACUUAUAAUAACUUUCUACUUCGUAUUUUGAGAAUAUCCAUUGUUUUGAGAGAUAAUCAGGUGGUAUUUAAAUUAAUGUUGUAAUUUUAGAAUCUGAGAACCCUGAUAUUUGUAUUUGUAGAUUUUUUUCUUGUUUGCCUUAAUUUUAAAAUAGUUUAUGAAACUUACUUCACAAAUACAUGCUUUAUAGUGAUUUAAUUUAGAUCCUUUGUUCAAGUGUGGCUGUUAAAAUGACUGCUAAUGCUAUUAUAAUUCUUACAAAUAAUUCAGAUCCAAUAUUCUUAGAGAAUGUAUAUUUGUAGUAGAAGUAAGCUACGGCAAAAUAA